CAAAUUUCAGUGUUUGCCGAACAAUUGCGAAGUUAAUCAAAAUUCAAUUAAAAUCAAUAAAUUAAGAAAUUUGAUUAAAAAUUUGUUACAUUUUAUUUCAUUACGUUAUUUUGUACACCUUAUUUCCCAAUUGAGAUAUAAAUAUUUUGAAUGUAACGAAAAAAAAAAGAAUAGGAACAACGGUUAUUAAUAAGGCGGGUGUUUCCCAAUUGCAUCUAGCGUUGAUAAAAAUGUUUAGGAUAAAAGUGGAAAUUUUUUUGAGUGGCGACUAUUUUUGACACUCAUUUUAUCAUCGCAAAUACGUGGUGAUUAAUAAUGUCAUCCGUAUAUAAUUGAAUGGAAUUUGUGAAUUUAAAAAGUGUAAAAUUGAACAUAUGAUCACAUUAGGUGGUCACGAUGAACAUGGUAAACAACGUAUUUGAUUUUAUUCGUAAUAUUUUUACCUGGGCUGAUCGUAACGAAAGAAAACGUACGGCAAAUGAUGCAUUAACAUAUGAACCAGAAAUAAUUGGCAAUAAACGAUUUCGUUAUGGUGAUACAUUAUUUGGCAAUGAAUUAUUUUUAAAUGUUCAACACAAUGAAAAUAAUGAGAAUAUCGAUGAUAAUGAUGAUAUGGAAAUUAUUGCUGAAUUUCAUUCAAGUCCAUUAAUAAAAUCAUCAUCAUCAUCAAGCCAAAUGAAUAAUCGAAGAAAUAAACGUCGUUCGCUACCAGCAACAAAAGCAAAUUCUUAUCGUAAUCAACAAUCGUAUCAUUAUUUAAAUAAUAAUAAUAGUAAUUCUGAAAUGGGUUGCAGUCGUGGUAGGGAACAACCUUCAUCAUCUUCAUCUUCAUCUGAUCCACAUAAUUCAACAUUGGUUAGAACACAUCGUCUACAGGAGAAACGACAGUAUGGUGAGCUGUUGCAGAAUUUUGUUCCUCAACGAAGGGAUAUAUUGCGUGGUGAAGAUGAAAAAAAUCAUAUUUCUUCUAUUGAAGUAAUUGAACUCGAUAAAAGUGAUGAGUCACAAACAUCACAAAAAUCCAUUCCAAUUCAACAAAAGAGGCAAAUUUAUACACCAUGGCGUUGUGAUAGAGGUAGAAAUUAUUCUGGUAGUAGAAAUAAUUUCAAACAAACAAUAUCGAGAAUUCAAAUUGAAAAAGAAGAACCAGUUAAGCCAAUUUUCACAAUUGGUAAAAAUAAAAAUCCAGAAAAUGAAAUGCCCCUGAAAGUGUUACAAACAAAUACAUUGCGCGAUGCAUUAGCAUCAAAAUUGGUGUUAAAAAAAGAUUUAGUGCCACAAAUUGCAAAACGUCAUGAUGAAAGAAUAAAACAACAAUUACGUGAAGCUGAAGAAUUAAAACGUCGUGCAAAUCUUUUAUCGGACGCAAAUCGUAUGACACGUGAAUUAUCACUUGAGGAACAAUUGGCGCGUACAUUAAAAUUAUGUAAAGAAGUUAUUGAUGAUCGUGAAAUACCCGAUGAUGAACCAUUACCAAUACUCACUGAUGUUAUGUUACGCGAUGUUCAAAAUGCACUUUCAUCACGUUCAUCAAAUGAUAUUCUUGCCGAAGGUUUUGGUUUAAGAAUAACACGUAAAGAUAUACAAACAUUAUCAGGUUUAAAUUGGUUAAAUGAUGAAGUGAUUAAUUUUUAUAUGAAUUUACUUAUUGAACGUGGUGAGAAAAAUGAAAAAUUUCCCAAUGUACAUGCAAUGAAUACAUUUUUUUAUCCAAAAUUAUUAUCAAGCGGUCAUUCAUCAUUAAAAAGAUGGACAAGAAAAGUUGAUAUUUUCGCUAAGGAUAUUGUUGUUGUGCCAAUUCAUCUUGGUAUUCAUUGGUGUAUGUCAAUUAUUGAUUUUAGGGACAAAACAAUUAAAUAUUUUGACAGUAUGGGAAGUGCAAAUCCCAAAUGUCUUGUUGCAUUACGUAAAUAUUUAGAGGAUGAAAGUCUUGAUAAAAAGAAAAAAUCAUACGAUACAAGUGAUUGGAAACUUGAUAGUGUCAAAGACAUUCCACAACAAAUGAACGGUAGUGAUUGUGGUGUAUUUUCAUGUAUGUUCGCUGAAUUUAUUUGCGCAAAAAGAAAUAUUACAUUUACACAACAGGAUAUGCCCUAUUUUAGAAAUAAAAUGGUUUAUGAAAUUCUCAAGGGUAAACUCAUGUAAAAAUCAAGGAAAGUGAGUAAAAAAUUGUCUAAAUAAUUUCUAUUUGAAAUUUAAAAAAAAAAAUAUUUCUUCGUUUUUUUUAAAGAGAUCAAGACAAAGUUUUCUUUGUUAUAACGAUUUCUAUAAACUUGGUAUUUAAAAACUCGAUUUUCUUUUUCUUUUUUUAGAAUUAAAUUUAGUCUUUUAAUACUUGUCUUCGAAUUACAUUUUUUUGGCUUCUAUUUAUUCAAAAAUGACAUGCUCACAUAUAAUUUUUACUUCGAAUUUUUUUGUUUGUAAAUAAUUUACUUUUUUAUUUAAAAAUCCUGAUAAAUUUAAAAAUGAAAAUACAAAAAAAAAAAAAAUUAAAAUAAUAAUUUCAAAAGAAAAAGUUAGAUAAUAACGAAUAAAAAUAAAUUGACGACGAACUGCUUCCAUCUUAAUUAAAAUAAUAAUAAUAAUAAUAAAUUUAUCAAAUGAAUUUUCAAAUGAAUAAAAAGAAACUAAUUUUGUGAAAAAUAAUAACUGGAUAAUAUUUUUCAUUUCUUUAUUUAUACAAUUAUUUUUAUUAUAAUAUAUAUUUAUAUAUACGUUUGUGUGUAUAUGUGUUUGUGUUUUUUUCUUUUUUUUUUUUAAUGGUAAUGUUGCAUUAUAGAAAUUAUGUUUGACACAAUUUUGGCGGAUAAAUUGGCUACGUUAAGGUUUCAAUCCCUUUACGAUUCGCGCGCAACAAUCUUGUGACUAUCAUUCACCACACUCUCUACUUUUUUUUCAAUUAAAAUAAACGGGAGAGCCUCUAUGCUUAAAUAAUAAUUUUUUUUUUUUAUAACCGCAGAUCUAAUACACUCUUUUUUAAUUAGCGAAGAACAAAUUUGUAAAUGAUUGAACAAAAAAAAAAAUUAAAAUCUUUAACAAAUUUAUAAACAAUAAAAAUAUUUACAUUCAUAAUUCGUGAGACAUUGUUUAUUAAUUUAACAGUUAUGAAUUUUAUUUUCAAACAAAAAUGUAAUAUUUUAAUAUCUAUUUAAAUUGAAAAAAAAAAUUUAAUUAAUUAUUAUUAAUUUAAUUAAUUUUAAAAAUUAUUUUUUUUAAAACAUUUUCAAUUAUAGAUUAUAUAUUAAUAAAUGGUAUUUUAAAAGUGCAUUUAUUUAAAUUUUUUUUUGUUUAAAAUAAAAAUUUUAAUUUUAACUGUCGGAAGACGAUUUUAAAAUUAAAAGCAAGACUCGAUUCUUUAAAGCAGAUCCUUUUUUUUUUUGGGGGGGAAAAAUUAUGGCACCAGCGUACGAAUUUGGUCUUGCUUUAUUUUUAUUGAAAAGAAAAAAAUUUGUUCUUCAUGAGUGCCGCUUAAUUCUAUAAAAGAAUGCGACAAAUUGCGAAAUAAUUUUUUUUUUCAAAAAGUUAGUGAUUGAAACAUUAAAUCACUGGACGUUUCAAGUUUUCGAAUUUGAUUCGCUAUUUUAGAAGCAUUCUUUUGAAACAUUACCCGAAGAAAGUAUAAUAUGUUGAGUAAAGUCGGAAACAGUUUUUUUUUUUUUUUACGACAUAAACAAAAUUUCAUGUAGAUUUUUUUUUUCCCCCUCAACAGACGCACAGUCACACUUAGUGUCAUUGAGCUGCUCUUAAUUACAUCUAAUUAAUUUGUCACCUGUUACAUUAUUAUUAUUAUUAUUAUUAUUAUUAAUAUUAUUAUUAAUAUUAUUUAUUAUUAUUACAAUAAUUAACAAAAUUCUCCUAUUAAGUAUGAGCUCUUUAUGGCAUUUAAUAAAAUCUACCAUGAGAAAGCACGAGCAGCUUUUUUUAAAUAAUUUUUUUCAUUUUUUUUUUUAAAUUUCUUAAUUUUAAAAGUUUGGACGUGCUAGGAGCGCUGCUCGUGCCGCUUCGUGUACAAAGCACAAAAGGAGAAACACGCCUUUUUUAAUUAAAAAAAAAAAUCAUUUAUCACUCAAAACCGAUAGGACAGGAAUUUUUUUUUUCUUUUAAAUUGACAAAUUUUUCUUUUUUUAAUUUUUAAACUAAUUAAUACUUUUCUUAAUUAAUUUUGCACUCUAAGUGUUAAAUUUGGUAAUUUUGACUAGUCGAAAUUUACAAAAAAAAAAAAAAUAUGGAAAUUAAUUUUUUCCAUAGAGUAAUUGAAAAAAGAAAAAAAAAUCAAAAUAACUUAAAUACUAAAUUUAAUAGUAUAGCAAAAUAAUUUUAACAGAUAAAAUAAAAAUCUUAUAAAUUAAUGUCAUUUAUCGUUAAAAAUUAAAAUCCCUUAUUUUGAUUAUUAAUAAAAAUUAAAAAUUCUUUGGGACCAUAAAUUAAGAAUUCGUUUCUUCACAACGAAAAAGAAUAAUUAAAAUAUCGGAUUUGAGUGUUUAGACGAUUACAAUUGUAAAAUUUACAAUUUCCAAUUAAAAAAAAAAAAAAAAAAAAAAAAUCGCAGAUCUUUUAACGAAUACUGUUUUAUGUACAAAUAUAACAAUAAUUUAAAUUAAAUAACGUUCACGAACGUGUAAAUAUAUACAGAGUUUUUUUUUUUUUUCAACUUAUCACGGAAGUAAAAUUUUUUUUUUUUUUUUUUU
Molecule: messenger RNA, 4688 nt
Organism: Leptopilina boulardi
Lineage: Eukaryota; Metazoa; Arthropoda; Insecta; Hymenoptera; Figitidae
Product: sentrin-specific protease 1-like
Exons: 4
Coding region: 397-2145 (582 amino acids)
Biological process (GO): protein desumoylation
Cellular component (GO): nucleus
Molecular function (GO): deSUMOylase activity
Source: RefSeq, a predicted model, not a curated record